AUGAUGGGCUUUUUGCGCCGGACUUUUAGCCGUCGCUCGCGAAGCCGCUUCCAGGCAAGAGAGAGGGACGAGCGGGACGGUACGGCCGGAGGAGGGAACCCCUUGCUCAUGGCCCACCAGCAGCAGGUCGUUCACGCGCCUGCCGUGGUCACCGGGGGAGCGGCUGUCCACAUCCCGGCUGCCGGGAACGCGAGGACUGCCAUCACCUGCCGAGUCCUGCUGCUGGACGGCUCGGACGUCAGCGUGGAUUUAUCUAGCAAAAGCAAAGGCCAGGACCUUUUUGACCAAAUCAUGUAUCACAUAGAUCUGGUGGAGGCGGAUUACUUUGGCCUGCAGUACAUGGACACAGACCAAGUCUCGCACUGGUUGGAUAUGUCCAAACAAAUCAAGAAGCAGAUCCGAGAUGGUCCGCCAUUUCGACUGUUCUUUCGAGUAAAAUUUUACUCCUCAGAGCCAAAUAACCUGCGGGAAGAAUUCACAAGGUACCUGUUUGUGCUGCAGCUUCGACAGGACAUUUUGUCUGGAAAAUUGAAAUGUCCAUAUGAUGUCUCAGUAGAGCUGGCUGCCUAUUGUUUGCAAAGCGAGCUAGGAGACUGCGAUCCUUUGGAACACUCUCCUGAGCUGGUGUCGGAGUUCCGCUUCACUCCCAAGCAGAGCGAGGCCAUGGAGGCGGACAUCUUCGGCAGGUGGUUGGAUCUCAGAGGGAAGAGUCCGUCUCAAGCUGAGAUCUCCUUUCUCAACAAAUGCAAGUGGCUGGAGCUUUACGGCGUAGAUAUGCAUUUUGUUAAGGGAAGAGACGGGGGUGACUAUGCACUCGGCCUAACUCCUACUGGCAUCCUGGUGUUUGAGGGUUCCAACAAAAUUGGCCUCUUCUUUUGGCCCAAAAUCACUCGUCUGGACUUUAAAAAGAGUCGACUCACCCUGGUGGUGGUGGAGGAUGACGAUCAGGGCCGUGAGCAGGAACACACAUUUGUGUUCCAGCUGGCCAGCGCCAAGAGCUGCAAGCACGUGUGGAAGUGCGCCGUGGAGAGCCACGCCUUUUUUCGGCUACGCCAGCCAACCACUGGCAAGCCAGGGCGCAGUGACUUCACGCGACUUGGCUCCCGUUUCAGAUUCAGUGGUAAGACGGAGUAUCAGGCGACCCACGGAAGCCGGCUAAGGAGAGCCAGCACAUUCGAGAGACGGCCAAGCAAACGAUACCCCUCCCGUACGCAGUCUCUGGGCAAAGUCGCCGCCAUUUCUCCGGCCAAGCCGCCACGCAUCAGCCCUGAUCCCAGCCUACAUGCAUACCAGCACAACAUCCCGGUAGUGGGUCACGAGGCGUGGCGCCCAUCCCACCCUGCCUACACGCCCUCCGUUUACCUGCAGCCGGCUGCUCACACUCACACGGCACCGCACAGCUUCCCUCUGAGCGGUCCGGCCUCCGACCAUCAGCUCAGCGUGGAAGAGAAUGAGACGUCCUAUUCUGGCAAGGUGCAUCGCCGCCACCGCCGCCACACGCACAGCCAGGAAACGCUCUGCCACACACACAACAAAAUCAAGUGUCAUGCUUCACCUUGUCACGGAGAAGAGUUGGAUAUGUCUCCGUCUUUCCGCAAGGCCGUGGAGUCGGACAGCGAGUGUCCUGCGUGGCCGUCGUUCUGCAUCAACAUGGACAACAAGGGAGAAGAGAAGCAGCUCUCGGAAAAGUCUCUGCACCCCUCCACCGCCUCCUCGCCAGCCCUACUCCCAGACCACCUCAAGUGCAACAUUCUUAAGGCCCAGAUGGAGGCGGCUUUCAGGGACGGUUCAUUGAGUCCAAGAGGAAAGAACGCUAAUAUGCCAUUCAAGGACAGGUAUCAGAACUCUUCUCAAGACUCAUCUGCAUCCAGUUUUUCUACGGACAAAAUGUCCCCGAGACCAGACGGCCGUUUUUCAUCCGACAGGCUUCAGCCAAACUCAAACUCGUGCACCAACCGCAGGAAACGUCUCGUCAGACAAUUCAGCUUUAACCAUGAAGAUGAAGAGAAUCUUCCUGAAGCUCUGGCAGCCAUCUCCUGUGAAAGCACGGGGAAAUCUGGCUCCAGUAGUUCACUGGACAAACAGAUUCAGCCCUCCAUUUACCCACAGGUGGAUAAUGUGCCAACACUGGAAGUGGCUAGUUCAUGCUGUGUCUCCCCUUUGCCUUCUCCCCACCUCUCUCCUUCGUGCUACUGUAGUCCCCUCCCUCACUUGGCCCCUUACCUUGCAGCCCAUCACGACAGUGGAGAGGAAGUGAGGCUGGACAGAGAGAAGAUCCUGCGAGCGCUCUUGAUGACCGAGCUCUGA
Messenger RNA from Nerophis lumbriciformis (worm pipefish), 2307 nucleotides. Lineage: Eukaryota; Metazoa; Chordata; Actinopteri; Syngnathiformes; Syngnathidae. The record is from RefSeq and is a predicted model, not a curated record.